Racocetra persica is the source of this 1172-nucleotide messenger RNA. NCBI's taxonomy places the organism in Eukaryota, Fungi, Glomeromycota, Glomeromycetes, Diversisporales, Gigasporaceae. The record is from the annotation of a GenBank genome assembly.
GUUAAAUAUAUUAUUCAACGUGAGAAUGAAGAAAAAGAAGAGAUUUUUGAUUUCGUGAUGGUUUGCUCAGGCCAUCAUCACAAAGCUAGAUGGCCCGAAUAUAAAGGAAUGGAUUUAUUUAAAGGUAAACAAAUACAUGCCCACCAGUAUAAACGAGCUGUAAACUUUGAAAACAAACGAGUUUUGGUUGUUGGUUGCGGAAAUAGUGCCUUGGACAUUGCGGUUGAAUUAACUCAUGCCGCAUCACAAGUCUAUUUAAGCAUUCGUAGAGGAAAACUUCCAUGGAUAAUACCACGCUUCGUAAAUGGUAAAGUUCGUGACCAUACAUCUCGUUUCUCAGCAUAUAUGAUUCCAUCAUCUAUUAGAGGAAAAAUGAUGGAAAAUAAAGUUAUUAAAUCUUUUCCAUACCCUCCUCACCUAAAGCCCACUGAUCCUUUAAUUAAAACAUUUCCUGCAAUAAAUUUUGAAAUCUUUCAGUGCCUUGCAGCUGGUACAGUUAUUGUGAAACCGAACAUUAAAGAAUUUAAAACAGAAAAUAAACAAAUUGAAUUCGUUGAUGGGACAGUCUUGGAGGAUAUUGAUGUUGUUAUUUAUUCCACAGGAUAUUAUAUUAAUUAUCCAUUUUUAGAAGAGCAUAUUUUUACUGGUGGGGAUGAAAUUGUGCAAGAAUAUGGAAAAGAUUUACAUGAUUUAGUUUGGUUGUAUAAAAUGAUAUUUCCUCCUAAAUAUCAAAAUAUUGCAUUUCUUGGACUUGUAUUAGGAGCUGGUGCUAUCUUGCCAGUUAGUGAAAUGCAAGCACGUUAUGUAACCAGUCAUAUUAAAGGAUUGAUCAAACCACUCCCAUCUCAAUUCGAAAUGGAGAAAUCUAUACGUAACUAUUAUGAAAAAAUUCGUAAAAAUUAUUGUGAAGCCGCUCGUAGUGUUAUUCGUCUAAGCUAUAUAUCCUAUAUGGAUACUUUAAGCAGAGACAUUGGAUGUUAUCCUUAUUCUUACGAAAUAAUCAAAAAGUUUGGUUUUGGAUUUUGGAAAUUAAUUAUGUUUGGCAUGGUUACUCCAAUUCAAUAUCGACUAAUAGGAAGGAAUUCUUGGGAUGGUGCAAGAGAAGCUAUUAUACUUUAUAACAAUGAUAAAUUUAAAACAAUUACCAAAGAAAGGAUCUAUAAAUCCUUGAC